This is a messenger RNA of Aspergillus alliaceus, 1329 nucleotides long. Its product is annotated as MCT family MFS transporter. The transcript is spliced from 2 exons. The record is from RefSeq and is a predicted model, not a curated record. The coding region runs from base 1 to 1329 and encodes 442 amino acids. Gene Ontology annotation, cellular component: fungal-type vacuole membrane. Gene Ontology annotation, molecular function: transmembrane transporter activity. NCBI's taxonomy places the organism in Eukaryota, Fungi, Ascomycota, Eurotiomycetes, Eurotiales, Aspergillaceae. Gene Ontology annotation, biological process: transmembrane transport.
AUGGGAAUGAAUGCUGAUAUCGAAGAGAAGAUUAUCGCGGAUCCUCAAGCCGUUGACAAUCUUCAAAAUGAUAGCGAACAAUCGUGCGAUCUCUCGGACUCUUCAUCUGCGGAGAAACCCUCAGAAGAGCCGCCCUUUGACACAGGACUAACUACCUGGUUGCAAGUGUUUGGCUCCUUCUUCCUGUUCUUCAACUCUUGGGGUGUCAUCAACACGUGGGGCGCUUUCCAAACAUACUACGAGCAGACUUUCCUGUCUGGCAUGUCAUCAGACUCUAUUGCAUGGAUUGGGUCAUUGCAGUCAUUCCUUCUCAUGCUUUUCGGAGUGGUAACUGGUCCCUUGUUCGACGCAGGCUAUUUCCGUGGUCUUAUCACCUUUGGAACCUUUGGACUGCCGUUUGGCCUAAUGAUGACUAGUAUCUCCUCUCAGUUCUGGCACCUAAUUCUCGCCCAGGGGGUUGUUAUUGGUCUCUCGGCCGGCUGUCUGUUCGUUCCCUCUGUUGCAAUCCUGCCCCAGUACUUCAGGAAGCGAAGAGGUCUAGCCAAUGGAUUGGCUGCAUCAGGAAGUAGCAUUGGUGGUGUAGUCUACCCGAUUAUGUUCAACCAGCUACAGCAGAAGGUCGGGUUCGCAUGGGCAACUCGUGCAGUAGGAUUCCUUUGUUUCGGGACUUGCUGUAUUUCCUGUUGCAUCAUGCGAAUGCGCUUCCAACCGCAAGAGAAGCGUAAACUACUUCAGCUCUCCGCGUACAAGGAACCGCAAUUCGUCAUGUUUUCCGUCGCUAUGUUCAUGGGUUUCUUAGGUUUUUACAACUUCUUGUUCUACGUCCAGUCCUACGCAAUCCAAACCGGGAUUGUCGAUUCCAACCUAGGUUUCUACCUUCUUGCGAUGCUGAACGCCGGGUCCACCUUUGGGCGAAUCUUUCCUAAUUUUGUCGCCGAUCAUACUGGCCCUUUGAACAUGCUCGCUCCCGCCGCUACCGCCACCGCAAUUCUCGCCUUCGCUUGGAUUGGCGUGCACAAUGUCCCUGGCAUCAUUAUCUUGGCCAUUCUCUAUGGUCUCACCUCUGGAGGGUUUGUUUCGCUGCCCCCAGUGGUCAUGGCCAGCAUGACUAAAGACAUCCGCAACCUGGGAACACGCUUGGGAAUGGUCUUCUCGACCACGUCAAUUGGACUGUUAAUCGGAACGCCCAUUGGCGGUGCAAUCCUGGAUAGCACCCACAGUUAUCUUGGUGUUCAACUUUUCACUGCUUGCUGUCUCAUCACAGCUGCCUCCAUUUUUGCCGCACUGAGACUGUCUCGUACCGGAUUCGAACUUUCUGUCAAGGCCUGA